Molecule: messenger RNA, 2687 nt
Organism: Drosophila ananassae
Lineage: Eukaryota; Metazoa; Arthropoda; Insecta; Diptera; Drosophilidae
Gene: Rtf1
Product: RNA polymerase-associated protein Rtf1
Exons: 4
Coding region: 97-2442 (781 amino acids)
Cellular component (GO): Cdc73/Paf1 complex
Molecular function (GO): RNA polymerase II C-terminal domain phosphoserine binding; DNA binding
Source: RefSeq, a predicted model, not a curated record
AAUCUACGAACAUCGAUUGUUCCUUGACAUUUUGAUAUAUUUGCAACAACCCUAAUUUUUUUAAGAACUUGCUGCUAAAAAUUAAAGGAAAACGUAAUGGGGAAACGGCGGACCCAAUCCCUGAUGGAUUCAAAUUCCAGCGACAGUGAUAGUGAGUCCGACACCAAUCUGGAAUCGGAUCUGAUGUCCUUGGCCAAGAAGCGCAAGAAGCCCGCGGCGGCGGCUGCAAAGGCAAGCUCCCGCUCCGACUCCGAUUCCGAUUGGGCCAACAACAAAGCCGGAGCUCCGGCCGCUAAGAAGAAGAAGCGCCAGAAGAAGGCCAGCCGAGACUCUAGCUCCUCGGAGUCAAACUGGGACGACGACAGCCAGGAUGAGGCCCAGCCGCAGCAGCAGCAGGCACCACCUGCCCAGGUGGAGCACAAACCCCAGGCGGUAGCAGCCGCGGCUCAGUCAGCCCAGCUGAGCGAGGCUGAGGAGGGCGAGGUAUCCGACAGCGAUUCCGACAAAUCCAAGUCUUCAUCCUCUGGGUCCGGGUCGGACUCCUCCAGCUCGUCAUCCUCUAGCUCAGAUUCCGAGUUCGAUGAUGGCUACGAUGACGACCUGAUGGGCGACGAUGAGGAUCGCAGGCGUCUGAACGGCCUGUCCGAGAAGGAGCGUGAGACGGAGAUCUACAAGCGUAUUGAGCAGCGCGAGAUCAUGCGCACUCGCUGGGAAAUCGAGCGAAAGCUGAAGCUGGCGCGUCGCGGCGAAAAGAACCAGGAAAAGUCAAAGACAAAGGGCGAGCGCGCCAAGAAGAAGAAGGAGAAGCGCGAAAAGAAAGCCAAGAAGGCCAAGGAAUCCCAGCCUCCUGUACAGCCCCCGGUUGCCAUCUCUUCUCUGCCCGCAGUAGAACCCAAACCCAUUAGCGAAGUAAAGGCUGCUACUCCCAUGUCCCCACCAGCUCUUAUUCGGGAGAUGGCAUCCACCUCGGCGGCGGUGGCCAGCAUAUUACCUGAAGACCAAGCUUCAGGGGCGGGUGUAGCCGACUAUUUCGAUCACAAGGAACGCUCCAAGGAGCGCAAGAAGAACGUGGAGGCCAACAAGACGGACGACAAGCGCAGCAAUGCCAUGGCUAUGCUGAAGGCCAAGCGCGAGGGCAAGGCCAAGAGGGAAGAGGAGGAGGCCAAGAGAGCGGCUGAGCGAGAUCGCGACGACGACAAGGAGGAGCUGGAGAGCGUAUCCGGAUGCAAGUCGGCUGUAAAACUGAAAGCCUCCGAGAUCUACUCGGACGACUCGGGCAGCAGUGAUUGGGACGAGGACGAGAAACCGACGGGCAAGCGAUCAAGAUCUAACAGCAGCAAGGCCUCCAGCGAAACCGAGGACGAGGAGAAGACUACCAAGAGUCCCGUGUUUAUCAGCACCCGCGAUGAUCUGAACAAGCUGCGCCUGUCACGCUACAAAAUGGAGCGCUUUGUCAACUUGCCCAUCUUCGAGGCCACGGUUUUGAACUGCUUUGUGCGCAUCAGCAUUGGCAACAAUGGCCAAAAGCCAGUUUAUCGUGUGGCUGAAAUAGUGGGCGUGGUAGAGACGGGAAAAAUCUAUAAUCUGGGCACCACGCGCACCAAUCGCGGACUGCGCUUAAAGUACGGCAGCCAUGAGCGAGUCUUUCGCCUGGAAUUCAUCUCCAACCAGGAGUUCACCGAGAACGAGUUUAACAAGUGGGUCGAGAUGUGCAAGGAGUCACAGGUCCAGAUGCCAUCUAUGGACCUCAUCGAGAUUAAGGCGAACGACAUCAAAAAGGCGCUGAACUACGAGUUCAAGGACGAGGAUGUCGACAAGAUCGUGGAGGAGAAGAACCGCUUCCGCAAUCGCCCCACCAACUACGCCAUGAAGAAGACCUGUCUGAUGAAGGAGCGCGAUGCUGCUAUGUUGAGGGGCGACUACGACAUUGCCCAGGAUCUGGGGCAGCAGAUCGACGAGCUCGAGAGCCGGGCCUCCGAGCUGGACAAGCGGAGAUCGCAUACUCUCAACCUCAUCUCCUAUAUCAACGAUCGUAACCGCAAGAAGAACGUUCAGGAUGCCGAGAAGGCCAUCAUGGAAGAGGCUCGUGCCAACAAAGGUCUGAAGAUCUCGGAUCCCUUCACUCGCCGCAUCACCCAGCCCCGCAUGGGCUUCAAGGGAGGCAAAAAGGACGAGGAGGAGAUGCUUCAGGCGCCGCUUCCACCACCGCCACCGGGCAAAAAGAAGGCCAACGAAGCGGGUCCAUCCAACUCAAGCGCCAAGCCCACAGACUCCAAGGAUUACAGUCUAUACUCACUGCACGACUUCGAUAUUGAUCUAGAUGUUCCUCUGCCGGUUAACAGCACGAAUUCCGUGCCCAAGCCGGCGAGCAAGCCAGCCGAAACAGUCUCAAAACGGUCCUUAAAUUUGGAGGACUACAAAAAGAAGCGCGGCCUCAUCUAGAAACUAUCAUGUAUUGACAAAGCCUAACACGUUAUCGUCCUAGUGUAGUGUAGUGCCUACAGCAAACAUUUGUUAUCGCCUCCGUGACCGACACUCACACUCAACUAGACAAGCAAACGCAGGAUGGGUAGCUUCCCUUGGCCUUAGUUACAGUUUAUUAUUGUAUUUAGAUUGACACGGAAAGGUGGGUCAAGCGUACCAGAGAUUUGCCGCAGCAUGCCCAUUAAAUAUUUCAUCGAGGAUUA